Molecule: messenger RNA, 1890 nt
Organism: Saccostrea echinata
Lineage: Eukaryota; Metazoa; Mollusca; Bivalvia; Ostreida; Ostreidae
Exons: 8
Coding region: 416-1696 (426 amino acids)
Source: RefSeq, a predicted model, not a curated record
GUGUUUCCAUUCUUAACACGAGUUUAUUUAAACUAAACAAAAGAGCCGAACAAAUAUUUAUGGAGAUUUUAUCAACCAUGCUUGACUCUUCUAAUUUUUGACGUCCACUUGGUCCUGUGUUCUUGCAUAUUAUUCCUUUUAAAUCUUAAGGAUAUCGUGUAUCAGGUGAAAAAUCAGAAAACACAACCUGUCGACCCCCAGGAAGGGACGAUUCGCUGAUUUCUUAAUAGUUAAACGAUUCUGUUCCAAUAUGCCUAUUUACGUCACAGCACAUUAACUUUUAAUCAAUGCUGAAUUGAAUGUCAAUCUGAUCUAAGUGUUUGGAAUACAAUGCUAUAUUGAUCCUCACACCAUUUGAAUCCAGGGAUUACAUCUAAAUCAUCCUAACAUUGGAAACUUCAGUGACCUAUGAACGAUGCAUAAAACAGCUGCCACUGCGCCAAAGCGCCAACCAGAUCUGAAUUUACCGUCUUUGAAACGACAUACUCGCAGCAACAUUCAGAAAACCCUACAGGAGAUAGAAGGAUAUGUGCCAACAGAGGAUUUAGAAGCAGCGAAAUUAGAAUAUAUCGGCUUGGUACAGGCUGAACAGCUGCUUAAGGAACGUUAUCCCCCAGUGUACCAGGAUGUAUUGAUUUCUGGCAUCAUGGAGGCACAGAAAAGCCCUCGUCACGGACCAGAGAACAGCCCAAAGAGCAGACUGAGGGAAGUGUUGAUGGUUGCAUGCCGGGAGCCCAGUGUCAAUAAGUACACUUCCGGAACGGCCUUGUACGAGUACAAUUCACUUAAACGUUCCGAAAAAAUGCUGCUGAAUAUGCAAAAUAAAGUGGAGUUACCGCAGAAGUACCUCCCAAAAAGAAUGACAAUCAUGGAAGUGUCUCCCCGAGUGAAGCACGGCAAGAAAACCUCACGGGGAGAGACCCACAGACAUUCCGUAACGGGGUCCUCUAUCAGCGACUAUGAAGAUGUUCUCAGAACAGUGGAGUUCCAACAGACUAAGAUAGAUCAGCUCACUAAGAGACUGGGAGGCGGACUAGAGGAGGACGAGACCGCACUCAGCAAAGCCCUCAAAAUCACUAAACGAUUUAGAGACUUCCGAGACAAAGAAUACGCAAGCGCAUUUCACGAGAUGAGCACAUGGAACCAAGGCAAAGACACGGAAAUCAUGUAUAACCUUAUGAGGAUAAUACGGUAUGCAUAUCCAUUCUGCCAAACCGCCGCCUACGGACAACUUUUGGAUUUAACCACGACAUCUGCAGUGCCUUUACUACAACCAAUCAAACUUCCCUACCUAGAAAGUUCACCAACACGAGAGCAGAGACUGAUGUUGUCAUCAAAAGGGAUGAAAUACGUCAAAGGUUUACGCCAGGAGGUGGCCACAAUAUCUGUGCCGCAGCUCUGCAAGAAAUUCAAGGAAACAACCAUAGAAAAGGAUUUUCGCUGGGACCAUACAAAACUGCCUAGUGUGCUCAAUGACUACAUAGACAAAUGUAUAGAAAUAUUAUGGUUAAUGUGCGUACAAGAUCCGCCCAUGGCUCUUGUUUGGCCGUCAGAGGGCGACAGAGUUGACCGGGACAAAUACGAUUUUUAUUCAGAGAGUGGGAAGUACGUGUCCAUGUGCGUGUGGCCAGCAGUUCUAAUACAAGAAGGGCGAAAGGUUUUAUCAAAAGGAUCUAUUAUAGCGACGCAAAAGUGAUGGAAUUUACAAAAUUCAAAAUUCGCAAAAUAUUAAUCACGUGACAUUUGAAACUUGUGUCAAUGUAGGCAAGCAAACUAUCGCUCUUUCAUACACAUAUUGUGACUCCUUUAUAUAUACCAAUAUGAUAGUAUUAAUUGUCACGUGAUUUGUCUCCUCAAUAGGACAAGCUUUAAUACUUUAAUAUACAAAAC